AUGUGGUUAGCAAGCGUGAACCUCUCGCACACAAGGAUUUCGUCUCGCUUGAAGUGUGGGGUCAAGUGCGAACUGACACCGCCUCAAAGUCAACGGGAGCAGAAUGAGACUGGUACGAGGAAACGGAAACCACGGGGUUACUGGAAAGAUGCUGCAAACCUCGAGAAAGAAGUCCGCGAGUUUCUUCGCCUGAACGGUUGGGAUAAUUUGAACCAGCUACCUAGCGAGCAACAGUUUAUAUCCGCAAGCUUUCCCCGACCAGAUCUACUUUACCCUAUUCGACUGCACGGCGGUUGGCAGGCCGUAGCAGCGAAGCUGAACCUGAAACCUGCGUGCGUCUCUCAACCAAGAAGUUUAUAUGUGACUUUUGCGGUCGAUCUGCGGCGUGGACGCAUGAUGCCACACAACUACUGGAAAGACUUUGAUAAUCUCGCCAAGGAACUACAAAGCUUCAUCGCCGAACAUCUCGAGGCAAAGGACACGAUGCCUACAGCUGGGCAGCUGGCGGCUCAUCAUCGCUCAGAUCUCAUCCGUGCGAUCCGCAAACACGGGGGAUUUCCCAAGGUAGCUGAGCAACUCGGACUGAAAGCUCAUCGGAGACCCAAUGGAUACUGGAAUGACAAGAGGCGUACCCUUGUCGAGCUAAAAACAUUCAUCGCCGCACAUCGCCUUCCACCGGAUCGAGCGCCAACAUACAGAACCAUGAAGCGCUUUGGUGCAUCGACGCUAGCUGCUGCAGUGGGACGACUAGGUGGUACAGCGCAUUUCUCGAGACUUUUGCGCAGGAAGACACCCAUGGCAUUACCCGCAAAGGAGUCACACCCAAACGUAUCCAAGACACCCUGA
This is a messenger RNA of Cyanidioschyzon merolae strain 10D, 846 nucleotides long. RefSeq lists its product as hypothetical. Bases 1 to 846 code for a protein of 281 amino acids. The record is from RefSeq and is a predicted model, not a curated record. NCBI's taxonomy places the organism in Eukaryota, Rhodophyta, Bangiophyceae, Cyanidiales, Cyanidiaceae. The transcript has a single exon.